Babjeviella inositovora NRRL Y-12698 is the source of this 189-nucleotide messenger RNA. It is a transcript of the gene RPS30, whose product is annotated as 40S ribosomal protein eS30. Lineage: Eukaryota; Fungi; Ascomycota; Pichiomycetes; Serinales. The record is from RefSeq and is a predicted model, not a curated record. The transcript has a single exon. Gene Ontology annotation, molecular function: structural constituent of ribosome. Gene Ontology annotation, biological process: translation. Gene Ontology annotation, cellular component: cytosolic small ribosomal subunit; ribosome. The annotation marks the transcript as partial.
GGUAAAGUUCACGGUUCUUUAGCUCGUGCCGGUAAGGUUAAGUCUCAAACUCCAAAGGUCGAAAAGGAAGAAAAGCCAAAGAAGCCAAAGGGUCGUGCUUACAAGAGAAUCUUGUACACCAGAAGAUUCAUCAACGUCACCUUGACUAACGGUAAGAGAAAGAUGAACCCAGGUCCAAACUCUGUCUAA